GUAGAAAUUGCGUAUAGAAAGAGAUUCGUCUUGUAAGAGCAGGUUGAAGCGCUUAGGCUACUUCAGCUAUAUGCUUAACACAUGCAAAUCUAACGAAGUGCUCCUGGACGACUCUUUCUUUGAGAUUCCGUAAGUAACCUAGUGCAUGUGCCUUUGAAGAAAAUGUGCAGUGAGGGAUCUUUAUUGGUAGCCAGUCUUUCACUUCCGCCUCUCCACUCCCAUGCCUUUCUUGGUCGGACCAACCCAACCGGCGAUUUCCGACAAGUCUUUCUGCUUAGAGCAAGAAGCAGAACCCAAAUCAAACUUUCUUUAUUUUCAUUUAUGGAAAACCAAUUCUUUUUAUUAAGUGUAGGCGCCGGAAUCAUGGUUUCGGUUGCCAUUUUUGUAGCUUUUAAAGCUGGGCGAAUUUCCGGGCAAAUGGAAAACCAUGCAUUGGACUUGGAAAGACUGAAACAGAAAAUCGAAUCUUUACUAUGGAAACUUUUGGAGGAAAUUCCAGGUAAUGCCCAAUUACCGGAGGUUAAUCAUUUCAUUGAGACAACCAUUUUUCCUGGGGAAUCCAUGGAGCAGCAGAUUCUGGCAUUAAAUGCCUUCUAUCAGUCUCUUCUAAACCACGGCAUCUAUUCCUCAUACUUUUUGGAGUUUUUGAAUUAUUUGAAUUAGCAGUUGCCACACUGUAGGCAACUAGCAUUUUGUUUUGUCAUUUUGUUUUGUCAUGGAAGAGUUCUAGUUUUUCGUUGGUAGAACCCACGCCAAUAUCAUAUUGACUCUCUCUCGUCCAAUAAGAGGAGAGUUACUUUAUUCAAAUUCUCUCCUUUCCAAAGCUCCACAAGGCAGGCAAAAAGAGUAAUAGGACAACAAGCAAUCUUGCUUUCAUUUAUUUUGAGUUCUUUCUUUGUUUAGAUGGAAAUCGGCGUUCUUUUGAAAAGGGCUAGGUAGUUUGCACGCAGGCAAAACUUCUUCAUGAAAGGUCAAAAAUAUACUUUUAUUUCAUCAACUUUGAAUAAUGACUAGUCGUUCGUUUGAAGCCUUAAGAAACCAGCAGAGAAAGCGGCAGUUUUUUUUCCGAAUGACCUGAUUUCGAGAAUCAACUAACCUCCGUAGCCCAGGUGAUUCGCUGCCUCCCUCUCGCCAAACCAAAAUGGGAUGAAUCUUCUCAUGCAGCUUUUUUCUUAUUCAGGGCGCUGCGAAGCCAAUUUCCAUCAAGGCAAGGGGGUAAAUAAGGGGGAAGAGGAGUUGUCACGAUAGAAAAGAGAAAUGACUAUAAGGAACCAACGAUUCUCUCUUCUUAAACAACCUAUAUACUCCACACUUAACCAGCAUUUAAUAGAUUAUCCAACCCCGAGCAAUCUUAGUUAUUGGUGGGGGUUCGGUUCGUUAGCUGGUAUUUGUUUAGUCAUUCAGAUAGUGACUGGCGUUUUUUUAGCUAUGCAUCACACACCUCAUGUGGAUCUAGCUUUCAACAGCGUAGAACACAUUAUGAGAGAUGUUGAAGGGGGCUGGUUGCUCCGUUAUAUGCAUGCUAAUGGGGCAAGUAUGUUUCUCAUUGUGGUUCACCUUCAUAUUUUUCGUGGUCUAUAUUAUGCGAGUUAUAGCAGUCCUAGGGAAUUUGUUUGGUGUCUCGGAGUUGUCAUAUUCCUAUUAAUGAUUGUGACAGCUUUUAUAGGAUACGUACCACCUUGGGGUCAGAUGAGCUUUUGGGGAGCAACAGUAAUUACAAGCUUAGCUAGCGCCAUACCAGUAGUAGGAGAUACCAUAGUGACUUGGCUUUGGGGUGGUUUCUCCGUGGACAAUGCCACCUUAAAUCGUUUUUUUAGUCUCCAUCAUUUACUCCCCCUUAUUUUAGCAGGCGCCAGUCUUCUUCAUCUGGCUGCAUUGCAUCAAUAUGGAUCAAAUAAUCCAUUGGGUGUACAUUCUGAGAUGGAUAAAAUUGCUUCUUACCCUUAUUUUUAUGUAAAGGAUCUUGUAGGUCGGGUAGCUUCUGCUAUCUUUUUUUCCAUUUGGAUUUUUUUUGCUCCAAAUGUUUUGGGGCAUCCCGACAAUUAUAUACCUGCUAAUCCGAUGCCCACCCCGCCUCAUAUUGUGCCGGAAUGGUAUUUCCUACCGAUCCAUGCCAUUCUUCGCAGUAUACCUGACAAAGCGGGAGGUGUAGCCGCAAUAGCACCAGUUUUUAUAUCUCUCUUGGCUUUACCUUUUUUUAAAGAAAUGUAUGUGCGUAGUUCAAGUUUUCGACCGAUUCACCAAGGAAUAUUUUGGUUGCUUUUGGCGGAUUGCUUACUACUAGGUUGGAUCGGAUGUCAACCUGUGGAGGCACCAUUUGUUACUAUUGGACAAAUUUCUUCUUUCUUUUUCUUCUUGUUCUUUGCCAUAACGCCCAUUCCGGGACGAGUUGGAAGAGGAAUUCCAAAAUAUUACACGGAAUAGACUCAUCGCACCGGAUCAGUCUCUUAGACGGAUGAGACUGAUCACACCUGAUCAGUGAUCAAUUCUGGCACAAUGAAUUUACGAGUUAUUUUACACAAUGAAUUUACAAGCAGAUGAGUUUGCAACGGUAGACCUAUCUCCUGAAAAGAGUUCAGUAAACAAGGGAACGAAGCGACCGAUAACGUCCCCUCGGGGAGGAGAAGGGAUUGACUUCGGCUCCUAUUAUCUUUGUUUACCAAUCUUCCAAUUGGUGAAUUGGUUAAUAGGAAGUGCGCGCUAGCACGCUUCAUAUUUCUAGUAACAAGGGCCGUUGCUUGUUUGGUCGUUAGAUCAGAGGGCGCUCAUCCCUUGCUCGGUCCCUGAAAAUGAGAUAACAUAGGCUUUUGAUAUUUGCUCUGUCAACAAGCCCUGGUUCAAUCCCUGCUUCUUCCAGGCCUUAUCCCGAAACGAAAGAGGUCAACAAUUCUGUUGUGUAAAGCCUUUUGUUCACUGGUCUUCACUUCAAGCAAUUCCUUUAGUCCAAGUCUGCUGCAAUUGGUAAUAGGGGAUAAGCAAUUGGUGGUCGUAGGCUCACUCACCUCUAGCUCUUUUUCUUUGCGAUGACCCCGUCCUUGUAUCCGUCCUCUAGCAUCUAUCUUCUCCUGUAUGUAGCAGCAGUGGUAUUCGACUUUGAAGUACCAGGAAAGGCAGAUAAGUUUAGCCUCAAUAGAAAUAUCUUUAUA
This is a messenger RNA of Setaria italica (foxtail millet), 3146 nucleotides long. RefSeq names its product cytochrome b. Gene Ontology annotation, molecular function: quinol-cytochrome-c reductase activity. Gene Ontology annotation, cellular component: membrane. The transcript has a single exon. Lineage: Eukaryota; Viridiplantae; Streptophyta; Magnoliopsida; Poales; Poaceae. Gene Ontology annotation, biological process: mitochondrial electron transport, ubiquinol to cytochrome c. The record is from RefSeq and is a predicted model, not a curated record. The coding region runs from base 1258 to 2424 and encodes 388 amino acids.